AUGGCAAGCAAUAGCACACAGAACGAAACUCCUGCCUGGCUGAAUUCCGUGUUCCCUGGCGCUUAUGGCCUCAUUGGCCUAGUUGUUGUCGUGGCCCUGGUCUUCUGGGCCAUUCGCUUUUUGGCCCUAGAGGCCAGACUUAGCGACCCCCAACGGGCGCUAACAGAUCAUUUCAUCCGGCAAGUUGCCGAAAUCAGAAAGGCCAAGGCCGCAAGCAAAAUGGAGGAGAAGAAGGAGAAGACCGAGGAGAAGGAUGAGAGGAAAAAGCGGUGGGCGGACUGGUUGCUGAAGCCGUUCGGCCUUCUUGAGAUUUCCUUCUCCACCAAUGCCAUGCUCCGGCGCCUCGGCAGCAGCAGCAACAGAAAGACCGACCACCCCGUUUUAUACGUCAUUGUGGAGGAGUUUGGUGCUUCUACGGCGGAAGCGGAAGCCGAGCUUGAAGACGUCGACUGCGAUGGCAUUGUGAUCCGAUGGGUGCGUGUCCCGCGCGGGUACCGUCUCCCGCCCAAGUCCAAGAAGGCUAGCACGUUGGCCGAAGUUGUCGGUGCCCUCCAGGGCAGAAAAUAA
Messenger RNA from Penicillium roqueforti, 567 nucleotides. RefSeq lists its product as uncharacterized. The record is from RefSeq and is a predicted model, not a curated record. Lineage: Eukaryota; Fungi; Ascomycota; Eurotiomycetes; Eurotiales; Aspergillaceae. The coding region runs from base 1 to 567 and encodes 188 amino acids. The transcript has 3 exons.